AUGAAGGACUGCGAGUACCGGCAGAUCCCGCCCGGGGUAGCGGUACCGGCACCGGGUACAAUCAAUUCGCCACUUCCACCACCCGUCGGCUCGGAGCGGCCCGGUACGGCCCGUCGUCCUCGGCGGAAGUGGGAGGUGUUCCCGGGCCGCAACCGUUUCUACUGCGGCGGCCGCCUCAUGCUGGCGCGGCACAGCGGCGUCUUCGCCCUCACCCUCGGCCUCAUCCUGGCCACCAGCGGCCUCUUCUUCGCCUUCGACUGCCCCUUCCUUGCCAGUCACCUCACCUUGGCCAUCCCCAUCAUUGCAGCCGUCCUCUUCUUCUUUGUCAUCAGCUGCCUGCUCCAGACAAGCUUCAGAGACCCAGGUAUCCUGCCCAGAGCCACCCCAAGUGAGGCUGCAGACCUGGAAAAGCGGAUCGACAGCAUGGGUACCUCUACCUAUCGCCCACCGGCCCGCACGAUGGAAGUGGUCAUCAACAAGUACGUGGUGAAACUCAAGUACUGCUACACCUGCAAAAUGUUCCGCCCUCCACGCACCUCGCACUGCAGUGUCUGUGACAACUGUGUCGAGAGGUUCGACCACCACUGCCCCUGGGUGGGCAACUGCGUGGGGAAGCGCAACUACCGCUACUUCUAUGCCUUCAUCCUCUCCCUCUCCUUCCUGACAGCCUUCAUCUUCGCUUGCGUCGUCACCCACCUCACUCUGCGCUCUCAGAGGGAUGGAUUCCUCGCCACUCUGAAGACAACACCUGCAAGUGUGCUGGAGCUGGUGAUUUGUUUUUUCUCAGUCUGGUCUAUUUUGGGCCUCUCAGGUUUUCACACUUACUUAGUCGCCUCCAACCUGACGACGAAUGAAGAUAUCAAAGGGUCCUGGUCAAGUAAGAGGGGCUCAGAGUUUGCCAAUCCCUACAGCCAUAAAAGUAUCCUCACAAACUGCUGUGCGGUGCUGUGUGGACCAUUCCAUCCCAGUUUGAUAGACAGAAGAGGAUUUAUCCAGCCAGAUGUCGGGACCCCGUCCAGUCCUAAGAGCGAAAUCCCUUCCUUUGGAGCCAAAACUGACACCAGCAUGGUAGGAGGCAUUCCCUAGCAGUGCUGUGAUGUAGCCCAGUGCCUGCUGUGCCUGCACCUCGCUCCAGCCAGUACCUUCCCCUCUUACCAUCUCCCCGGCCUCAGGCGGGACAGCCCUGUGAUGCAGAGCUGCCGAAGACUCAGUUGAGCCAUGUG
Gymnogyps californianus (California condor) is the source of this 1223-nucleotide messenger RNA. It is a transcript of the gene ZDHHC18, whose product is annotated as zinc finger DHHC-type palmitoyltransferase 18. Gene Ontology annotation, cellular component: Golgi apparatus; endoplasmic reticulum. The coding region runs from base 1 to 1086 and encodes 361 amino acids. Gene Ontology annotation, biological process: peptidyl-L-cysteine S-palmitoylation; protein targeting to membrane. The record is from RefSeq and is a predicted model, not a curated record. Gene Ontology annotation, molecular function: protein-cysteine S-palmitoyltransferase activity. Lineage: Eukaryota; Metazoa; Chordata; Aves; Accipitriformes; Cathartidae. The transcript is spliced from 8 exons.